This is a messenger RNA of Musca vetustissima, 570 nucleotides long. RefSeq names its product RING finger protein narya-like. The coding region runs from base 1 to 570 and encodes 189 amino acids. Lineage: Eukaryota; Metazoa; Arthropoda; Insecta; Diptera; Muscidae. The transcript has a single exon. The record is from RefSeq and is a predicted model, not a curated record.
AUGCCACCAUCAAUGAGUGAAUAUUUUGAGGAUCCAAUCAAGGCAUAUCGCCGAUAUCAGAAGAUUGUAAAAUUUCAUUUCGACCAAGAACGCAGUAUUGGUAUCCACUUGUACAGGUCAAAUGAGGCGGCUAUUAGAAAACUCACCGCCGAACUACAGGGAUUUAAUGAACUGAAACGAAAACUGAUACAAACCAAAGAAAAGGAACGUGAACGCAUUAGAAAAUUAAAGGAAUAUGUUGCCUAUCAUGAGCGACGACAGGAACAGCCAAAAUAUAUGAAACCACCUGUUGCGGUCCAUCCAAAAUAUCGUUAUGCGGCUAGUAAAGCUCAUAGUAAUAUAUCAGAUACCAGUACGGACAUAUCAGUGGAUUGUACACCAAAGCUGACACAAACUAUCCGAGCUCAUUAUGCACCGCCACGCACUCCCACUUUGAGUAAUGACAACAGUUCAGAAAGUGAAAAACUGUCUAGCCAGACGUCUAGCAGAAGGUUACGCGUACCACCGCCAUUAUUACCAUGUUCUCCUUAUAAGAAAAGAGCUAAAUCUCCUAAACGAAAAUAUUAUUAA